Adineta ricciae is the source of this 3732-nucleotide messenger RNA. The record is from the annotation of a GenBank genome assembly. Lineage: Eukaryota; Metazoa; Rotifera; Eurotatoria; Adinetida; Adinetidae.
AUGAACAAUAUUAUUGAUCAUAGUAGUAGUCGCCACCGGCUAUGGGCAAUUUGGUCAACGUUCUUCACCAUAUUCUGUGGCUUAUGCUGUUUGGGGACUGUAGCAGCAGUAAUUGUUUUGGCUCUUAUUCCGAUCUAUCUAUCACAAAAAGGAAACGAUAUUGUAACUGAUACAAGCUCGUCAGCAUUCGCAUUAACUUAUGGCACAUCAACGAUGGGCAUUUCAUCUUUCGAAGUGCGUGACUUGAAUGCACUAAGUACAGAGUUGAAUAAAGCGUUUGGUACCAGCGAGAUUCAAGUAGUAGUUGCGAAGUAUGACUCUUCAUCAAGUGGAAAAAAGAAAAAACGACAAGCUCAACAAUGCGAACAAAAUACGAACGUAAUUGGAGAUUUUGUCAUGAUUCAGUUUUCGCUGGACUUUUCAAAAGUAUGCAAGACGUCAAAAUGUCAUCAAGACCUUAUCAAUAAAGUUCAGUUGCAAAUCCGAAACUCUCCAGCAAUUACUAUUCCAAUGACAUUGGCGAACGGCACUACCAUCAAUACAUCGCUACAUUUUUGUUCAUUAACACAAAUCACUUCUCAAGUUUCUUUCUGCUCCAUCCUGACAGUUUGCAACUCGACUGGCGGCGGAGGCACGUGUGAAGCAAAUGGUGGCGAUGUCACAAAUUAUAAAUGUACAGGGUGUAAUUAUGGCGGUAAUGUAAUGAACGCACCCUGUCCAAGUACACCGUGUGCAUCUGUCAACUGUAAUGCAGCUGCUGGUGGCGGCGCUUGUCAGGCAAUUGGCGGUGGAAGUGCAAAUUACAAAUGCACAGGCUGUAGCUAUGGUGGAGAUGUAACGAAUGGAUCUUGUCCUGGUAAACCAUGUGCAUCUGUCAACUGUAAUGCAGCUGCUGGUGGCGGCGCUUGUCAGGCAAUUGGCGGCGGAAGUGUAAAUUAUAAAUGUACAGGUUGCAACUACGGUGGAGAUGUAACGAACGGACCCUGUCCAAGUAUACCAUGUGCAUCUGUCAAUUGUAAUUCAGCUGCUGGUGGCGGCGCUUGUCAGGCAGUUGGCGGUGGAAGCGCAGAUUACAAAUGCACAGGCUGUAACUACGGUGGAGAUGUAACGAACGGACCCUGUCCAGGUACACCGUGUGCAUCUGUCAAUUGUAAUUCAGCUGCUGGUGGCGGUGUUUGUCAGGCAGUUGGCGGUGGAAGCGCAGAUUACAAAUGCACAGGUUGUAGCUAUGGUGGAGAUGUAACGACUGGAUCUUGUCCAGGGACACCGUGUGCAUCUGUCAAUUGUAAUUCAGCUGCUGGUGGAGGCGCUUGUCAGGCAGUUGGCGGUGGAAGCGCAGAUUACAAAUGCACAGGUUGUAGCUAUGGUGGAGAUGUAACGACCGGAUCUUGUCCAGGUACACCGUGUGCAUCUGUCAAUUGUAAUUCAGCUGCUGGUGGCGGUGCUUGUCAGGCAGUUGGCGGUGGAAGCGCAGAUUAUAAAUGUACAGGUUGUAGCUAUGGUGGAGAUGUAACGAAUGGAUCUUGUCCAAGUACACCAUGUGCAUCUGUCAAUUGUAAUUCGACCGGAGGUGAAGGCUUGUGCGUUGCGGGUGGUGGCGGAACGGCAGAUUUCAAAUGUAUGAAUUGUAGUGAUGGGACGAUAGCAUCCAAUCAAUCAUGUCCAGCGCCGAUCCCGCCAGUUACUCUCUUAGUGGCACAUACUGAUAUAGUGGAUGUAAAAAGUAAUUACACCUGCCUCGUGACGAUAUUCAAUUUAACAGCUACGGAUAAUUCCACAGUUAAUAAUGUUUGCGCACUUAAUCAUUUGAAUGUCGAAGCCAAUGGGAAUGCAAGCGUCACUUCGACAUCAUCAUCCUGCCCAAAAGUAACCGAUAUCCAUUCCGCAGGAACAGCAAAUGUUAAUGAGGUAUGCGCAAUAAAUUCUAUGGAUAUAAACGCAAACGAUGGAUCGGUCGUAUCCAUUAGUAAAACAGCAACAUGUCCUCAGGUGAUUACUAUUACAGCUAAUAACGCGUCUGAAAUUGAUAACAUUUGUGCUAUUAACCAAAUGAAUGUAGUAGUACAUCAAGCUGAUGGUAUCACAUUUAACUCAGCAUCAUCCUGUGCGAAAAAUAGUAGUUUUGAUAUGGCAUUCAUCGGUCCCGUCUCUAAUCUUUGCGCCAGUGAACAAAUGACUAUUAAAUCGAUUGACACUGAUAGUAUCUCCAUUGAUUCAGUAACUGCAUGUCCGAAACAGGUUACUCUUUCGUCAGAAAGAACGACGAGUGUUACAAAUCUUUGUUCAAGCCAACAAUUGAGUAUCACAUCAAAAAACAUGGGACCCAUUUCUCUCAAUUCAGCAAAUGUAUGCCCCGAACAGGCUGUUGUUAGUGUCCAAAAUAUGCAGGGUAUUACGAAUCUCUGUGCAAGUCAACAAAUCAACAUUACAGCAAGUAGCAUGGGCUCAAUUUCUAUAAAUUCAGUGACUGCAUGUCCACAACUAGCUGUUGUUACUACCCAAAAUAUGGGAGGAAUCACGAAUCUCUGUGCAAGUCAACAAAUGAUUAUAACAGCAAAUAGCAUGAGCCCAAUUUCUGUUAAUUCCGUGAAUGAAUGUCCAGUGCAGGCUGUUGUUACUACCCAAAAUAUGGGAGGAAUCACGGAUCUCUGUGCAAGUCAACAAAUGACUAUAACAGCAAAUAGCAUGGGCUCAAUUUCUGUUAAUUCCGUGAAUGAAUGUCCAGUGCAGGCUGUUGUUAAUGCUCAAAAUAUGGGAGGAAUCACGAAUCUCUGUGCAAGUCAACAAAUGACUAUAACAGCAAGUUCCAUGAGUCCAAUUUCUAUCAAUUCAGCAAAUGUGUGUCCACAACAGGCUGUUGUCAGUGUCCAAAAUAUGGCUGGAAUCACGAAUCUCUGUGCAAGUCAACAAAUCAAUAUUACAGCAAGUAGUAUGGGCUCAAUUUCUAUCAAUUCAGUGACUGCAUGUCCACAACUAGCUGUUGUUACUGUCCACAAUAUGCAAGGUAUUACGAAUCUCUGUGCAAGUCAACAAAUGACUAUAACAGCAAGUUCCAUGAAUCCAAUUUCUAUCGAUUCAUCAACUGUAUGUCCACAGCAGGCUGUUGUCAACGUCCAAAGUAUGUCUGGACUCACGAAUCUCUGUGCGAGUCAACAAAUGAGUGUUACAGCCAGCUACACAGAUCAAAUUUCUAUUAAUUCAGCAAAUGUAUGCCCACAACAGGUUGUGAUCGAUGCUCAGUAUGCAGGUGGAUUUACCAAUCUCUGUGCGAGUCAAAGCAUCAAUAUGACAUCACAGGGAACUAGGGAGCAUUCUAUGAAUACGUCUUGGCCAUGUCCAAUGUCAGCUUUUCUUAGCAUUACACAAAAUGGUACAAUGACAGGCAUUUGUGCAAAUACCUCACUGAUCAUUAGUGGUUCUGAGUCGAUUGUUAAUGCUAGUACAACCCAAUGUGCCGCAUCUGUCACUAUCACGAGUACUAGUGGAUUGACUGUCAACAAUCUUUGCGCGACCGGUCAAAUAGAAAUCAACGUUGUAAAUUCUACGGUGACUAUGGCGAAAUCCACAUGUCCAACAAUUGCCAAUGUUGUAGCUGAUAUUUCAUCGGUAGUGUAUGUUUGUGCAACGACGGCCAUCAACGCACUUGUUUCGAAUAGUGCGAAAUUAUAUUAUCAAGGGCCACUGAAUCAUACACAGACGAGCAAUGGUGGUCAAAUAUUGGCAUGGCCAUGA